Pristis pectinata (smalltooth sawfish) is the source of this 2143-nucleotide messenger RNA. RefSeq names its product guanylate cyclase 1 soluble subunit beta 1 (gene gucy1b1). Gene Ontology annotation, molecular function: guanylate cyclase activity; heme binding. Gene Ontology annotation, cellular component: guanylate cyclase complex, soluble. Gene Ontology annotation, biological process: cGMP biosynthetic process; response to oxygen levels. The transcript has 13 exons. Bases 32 to 1873 code for a protein of 613 amino acids. NCBI's taxonomy places the organism in Eukaryota, Metazoa, Chordata, Chondrichthyes, Rhinopristiformes, Pristidae. The record is from RefSeq and is a predicted model, not a curated record.
CAGAAAGAGGGAGACGGCUGUCAGCAUCGAUAUGUAUGGUUUCGUAAAUCACGCUUUGGAAUUAUUAAUACAGCGCAAUUAUGGACCUUUGGUGUGGGAAAAUAUCAAAAAAGAAGCACAGGUGGACGUAGAAGGACAAUUUCUGGUACGGAUUAUAUAUGAUGAUUCUAAAACAUAUGAUUUAAUCAGUGCAGCAAGCAAAGUCCUAAAAAUCAAUGCUGGUGAAAUUCUGCAGAUGUUUGGGAAGAUGUUUUUUGAAUUCUGCCAAGAAUCUGGCUAUGAUACAAUCCUUCGAGUUCUGGGCUCCAAUGUCCGAGAGUUUUUGCAGAAUCUAGAUGCUUUACAUGAUCAUCUGGCUACCAUUUACCCAGGGAUGCGUGCCCCAUCAUUUCGAUGUACAGAUGCAGAUAAAGGGAAAGGUCUCCUUUUACAUUAUUAUUCCGAAAGGGAAGGUUUGCAGGAUAUUGUAAUUGGAAUAAUCAAGACAGUUUCACAGCAGCUUCAUGGCACUGAAAUAGACAUGAAGGUGAUCCAGCAGAAAAGUGAAGAGUGUGAUCACAUUCAAUUUUUGAUUGAGCAAAAAGAUUCCGAAGAAGAGGCUUUUUCUGAAGAUCUGGAUAGGUUUGAGGAGAAUAGUACCCAAGAAUCCAGAAUCAGUCCAUUCACCUUCUCCAAAGCAUUUCCUUUUCACAUCAUGUUUGAUAGAAAAUUUAUGAUAACACAGUCUGGGAAUGCAAUAUACCGUGUACUUCCACAGCUUCAGCCUGGAAAUUGUAACCUGCUGUCAGUUUUCUCUUUGGUUCGGCCGCAUAUUGACUUCUCUUUUCAUGGAAUCCUCUCGCACAUUAACACAGUUUUUGUGUUAAGAAGUAAGGAAGAUUUGCUCAAUGUAGAAAAGGCAGAAUCUUACAACGAUCUGACGGGUGCUGAGAUCUGCUGUUUACGUUUGAAGGGGCAGAUGAUCUAUUUACCUGAAGCUGAUAAUAUACUUUUCCUGUGUUCUCCCAGUGUAAUGAAUUUGGAUGACCUGACAAGGAGAGGCCUUUACCUCAGUGACAUCCCGAUACAUGAUGCUACACGUGAUCUUGUUCUGCUAGGUGAGCAGUUCAGAGAAGAGUACAAACUUACACAGGAACUAGAAAUCUUGACUGAUCGCCUGCAACAUACACUGCGAGAACUGGAAGAUGAAAAGAAGAAGACAGACAGAUUACUGUAUUCAGUACUUCCCCAUUCUGUUGCCAAUGAGCUAAGACACAAGCGCCCUGUUCCUGCUAAACGGUAUGACAACGUAACCAUCCUUUUUAGUGGAAUUGUUGGAUUCAAUUCUUUCUGCAGUAAACAUGCCUCAACUGAGGGAGCUAUGAAAAUUGUAAAUCUCCUCAAUGACCUUUAUACAAAAUUUGACAUCCUCACUGAUUCACGCAAAAACCCUUACGUGUUUAAGGUGGAGACUGUUGGUGAUAAGUACAUGACUGUGAGUGGCCUGCCAGAGCCAUGUGUCCAUCAUGCUCGUUCCAUAUGUCACCUGGCAUUAGACAUGAUGGAAAUCGCAGGACAGGUGAAGAUUGAUGGAGAACCCGUGCAGAUCACCAUUGGCAUUCACACUGGGGAAGUUGUCACUGGUGUAAUAGGCCAGAGGAUGCCUCGCUAUUGUUUGUUUGGAAAUACUGUUAACCUAACGAGCAGGACAGAAACCACUGGAGAAAAAGGGAGAAUCAAUGUCUCAGAGUAUACAUACAGAUGCCUUAUGAGUGUUGAGAACUCAGAUGAGCAGUUUCAACUGGAGUACAGAGAUCUGGUUAGCAUGAAGGGUAAGAAAGAACCGAUGAAAGUUUGGUUCCUGUCCAGAAAACGCAAAGAGACUGAAAUAUGAUUCAUCAAAGAACAAUUUAUAAUUAUGAACAUAAACAGUGGAAAAAUCAUUCAUUUGAUGAAUAGUGAAGCAUUAACUUUCACAGCAGUAAAAUGAAACAUUUAUUAGUUUAAAGGGCAUUUUAUAUGAACUUUGACAAGUAGCAAAGUUGUUUAAUCACAAGAUUGUUUCUAGUCUUUCUUCAUUAAAUAAACAAAUACUAGCGAGCACUUCUUCGUUUAUUUUGAAAACAAAGAUUUGCAGAUUGUGCCAAAUCUGACAACAUUUACU